GCUGCAGGAGCCCCUGUGCCUCUGUCAGACACCGCCAGCUGUCAUUCAGCCUGUGUUGUAGUUUGUGAUGGAGCAGGCCUGAUCCAGCAGCCUAUAACAGACCUGCAUGUGUCCACCUACAGCUCGGCGCUGGCUGCCACACUGCGGCGGGCUGGCGGGCUGACAAUGACUUGAAUGCUGAUUAUUGUGAAGAUCGACAAAGGACACAAGGAAAGGAGGAGAUGAACCGUUUCCUGCGAGCCGGGGAGAAUGGAGGGCUGCUGACGGACUGCAGGGAGCUGUCACCCAACCACACCGCCUCCUCCGCCUCCUCCUCUUCCACCACCACCUCUUCCUCCUCCUCCUCCUCCAUCUCCAUCACCUCCUCCUCCUCCUCCUCCUCCUCCAGCGCCGCUGGCUCAGCCGACAGACACGCGGCCCUGCCCUCGCUCCAGACCCGGGGACCUGUCGGCGGUGGCGGCAGCGGCGGGUCGGAGCCGAGGAGAUCCGCGCUUAAACGCAGCCGAGCCGGCCGGGAGGGAAGAGAGGAACCGGAGGCGGCGGCGGCGGCGGAUCACUCAGCGGCUGCCGUCGCGGUGCGCGGCGGCGGCGAGGUGUGCGUCGGGGUCGGUAAGCAGCAGCAGCAGCAGCAGCGUCGGGAGGCUCAAGGACGCAGCGUCGGUGGAGAAGGUCUGGAGAUGAUUUCAGCGGUCAGCAGAGACGCGGACGGCGGCGGGAGCGGCAACAGUAACAACAACAACAACGGCGUCUCCGAAGUGACCACGGCCUCUCCUGCGACAUGCGCCAAAGGCAAGGAGGAGAGGAAGGGGAAGAACGUGAUCCGGGGCUGGAAGAGGGACAGAGACAGGGACAGGGACGCCGCCGCUCCAGCCGCCGCUCCUCCUGCCCGGACGAGGAAGGAGAAGCCCGGCGAUGGCUCGUCUCCUCCUCCCUCCGUUUUCCUCCCGUCGUCCGCCCUGUCCGAGCAUCAUCUGUGCCGCGACGGCCCCGGACACUGCCACAGCGCCGCGCCAGACUCCAGGAUCACGGGAGAUAACGGCAACAUUAACAACGUAAACAAUAACAAUAGCGGGAGUAACGGCGGCGGCGGCGCUGCCAGCAAAACCGCGCUGGAUUGUGGAGUUAAAAGCGGCGGCGGCGGCGGCGGCGCUAUUGUUGUCAGGCGGCAGCAUGACGACACGCCGGCGGCCAAGAAACACAGAGGAGCCGAGAAGGUGGACCCCAUGUUCACGGUGCCAGCUCCCCCUGCUCCAGGCCACCCCGGGGCCCCCGGAUCCUCUCUGCCCUCGGCCCCUUCCUUCUCCCCUCCGGCCCUGCCCACCUCCAACCUGAAGCAGCUGGCGGUGAGGACGAGGUCAAUAGGCACCAACACCCAGGAUGGAGGCGUCUCAGGAGCACUGGAGGGCGACUCGGCCUGUCUGGGACCCUGCCAGCCCGGGACCAGCGUCAACCUGGAGGGCAUCGUGUGGCACGAGACUGAGGAAGGUGUGCUGGUGGUGAAUGUGACGUGGAGGAAGAGGACCUACGUGGGGACUCUGUUAGACUGCACCAAACAUGACUGGGCUCCUCCAAGGUUUUGUGAGUCUCCCUCCAGUGACCCUGAGUUGCCAGGUGGGCGUGGCCGGGGCAAGCGGAUGCGAAUGGCCAUGGCCGAGCGGCCCUGCGUUGAGCCGGCCCCUGCUGCCAAAGUCAGGGGUCUGUCCCAGCACAGGAGCCGUGGAGGUGGUGUGGCUGGAGCCACCGCACCCAUCCACAGCAAAGGACGGAGAGGAAGCUUAAACCUCAUCAACAGCAACUGCCGAACACCUCCUUCUUUCUUCACUGUGGAGGAGGUGAAACCUGCCAACAGCACCUCCUCUCUGUCCUCCGGGAAGCGAAAGAACAAACCGCCAGCUGACCUGGACCUCAGUCUGGUCUCCUCUGAUGACAUCAAAAACGGGAAUGGGAAGAGGAUCCGGGCCAAAUCCCGCAGUGCCCCAUCCACGCCACAGGGCAAAUCAGACCCCUCGUUCAUGGACCCUGGAGGAGGUUGUGCCUCCUCACCACCUCCCCCACCCAUCCUCAUCGACUGCCCUCACCCCAACUGCACUAAACGCUACAAGCACAUCAACGGCCUGCGCUACCACCAGACUCAUGCACACCUGGAAGCUGAGGAGCAGCGGAAGCCGGAGCUGGAGCCCCUGAAGGACGGAGAGAGUGAGGAACGACUAUCAGACUGUGAGGACACCAUCAGCAACAUGACAUAUGACCUCUCAGAGACAAACAGCACUAAUGCCAACAGCUCCUCCAAGAAACCUGCUCCCUUAUAUAAGGUGACCACGGUGGGGUCUCCUAAAAACAGACGGCUACUCCUCAGUACUGACCACAGCCCCUCAGCCAACCCCAAGACCAGAAGAACCUCACUGCUGAAAGAUGGACUGAUUGAUGACCUCAGCAAUCUGCCCAUCAUCUCCAACAUGACCGUGGUUCUGGAGAACUGCAUGGUCCCAGACAGGAAUUCCACGGUCGAGAUGCCCAAGCUGGAAGCUGAAGGCUUGAUCGACAAAAAGGGAGGUGCAUGUGACAAGGGCAAGAAGGCCAACGGGAAGGUGGAGAAGCUGUCCAAGUCACGGACCAACCGGCCAAUCGCUCCGGCCCCUGCUCCCCCCAAGCUGAUCGCCAUUCCCAACACGGGGUAUCCGACCGGCACAGCAGAUACUGCCGCCUCACAGCAGCCGUCACCCAUGGCAGCCGUGGGCCUCACCAGUAAAAACCUUCCUCUGAAACCCAUCAAACCAAAGCUGAGCAUCGUUGUGGAACCGAGCCUUGUCAAAGCCACCCUGGUCAACUGCAGCAAAGAGACCAGGAAGAAAGAGAAACGGAGGCUGAAGGACAAACACAACAAAGAUGCGCAAACCAGGACGCCUAAUGGUGACAGCAGCGGAAUCAAAAUGGAAGAUGGUUGUGGUUCCAAAAUUGGUGUCAAGGAGAUUUCUGGAAGCCUUCUGAAGGAGCACCUCAGUAAGCAGGAUGUGAUUAACGGACUCACGGAGAGCCAGGAGAGCAGGAUGGCCAGCAUCCGAGCUGAGGCUGAUAAGGUGUACACCUUCACCGACAACGCCCCCAGUCCGUCCAUUGGUGGCUCAUCGCGGCUUGACUCUGCUGGUAGUUGCCUGGCAGCAGACAGCAAGAACAACAGCCCCGCCUACUCUGACAUCUCAGAUGCCGGGGACGACGGGGGAUCUUCCGAAUGCCGCUCGGAUGGAAUCAGAUCCAAGUCCGCCUCUUCGGUCUCUUCGGAGGUGAGCUCCAACGGUAACCACGGUAACUCUGGUAAAACCCCGUCCGCAGCAUCCGCCCCACCAUCAAAAGACUCCCAAUCCCCAUACUACCACAGCUAUGAGCCCUACUACCUGCAGGGGUACAUGCAGUCGGACAGGUCAAACAGCAGCAGCGUUGCUUUCCACAAAAGCUCGGCCCUCGACGGCAAAGGGAAGGACAGAAAGGAAGACGUGAAAGAGGAUGACAAAAGCUCUUCCCAUGAGUUUUCGGACUCAAAGAAAGGCGACGGGCCACCUCAGUCUCAGCUCCAGCUCGCUAUGAGUCAGACCCAGACCGCCUUGGCCCAGUCGCUGUAUUACGGCCAGUACUCCAGAGGACUGUACAUGGACCAGAAACUGUUACUGGCCUCCAAAUGCUGUGAUCAGACACAUGGUGCCAAGCAGAGGGGCGAGAGGGGACAGGGGGUGAGAGACAGUGAGGACGAUAAACACAUGGUUGGGGGUUCAACUGGUGGAUCCAUGCUAGGUAAAGGUCCAGACGGUGCUAAAGGUUGCUGUCCCAAACCUGUCCUGUCCUACGUGGAGUUGAGUGAGAGGGGAGAAAGGGGACAGGGUCUGGGCAUAAAGGCGGUGCACGGUGGCAUGGUGGACCAGCACCAGGUCUCGAUGAAAGACUGCGACGACAUCAAGUCACCUUCCUCUUCCUCUUCUUCAUCACUCCACAACCCAAACAGUCAGACAGAUCUGGACUCAAAUGUUUCCUAUUCCAGUCCCUCAGACGGCCCGGCCUGGGCUCACUGCCUCGCUCACAGCAAAUACUCAGAGCUACAACACGGAGAGGAGGCCGAGGAGGGUGAAGCAGACAGGGGGAAAGAAUGGGGAGCUACCGUGGAGCCUGCCGGGGCCAAGAUGACCUCAGGAGGAGGUGGAGGAGUGGGAGGAGACGCUAAAAAAGCCAGGGUCCACGAUCUCCCACCCACCAUCGACAUGGAGGAUUCAGACAGGCUGGACGGGCUGGAUGAUCAAGGCCAGGAGCCAAUGGGAGGGCUAGCUGAGGAGUCCCAGAAUGCCCGGGCGGCAGUGUCUCCUCCCAUGACCCCCCAGCAGCCCUACAUCCAGUACCAGCACUCCUCCUACCCACCUUACCUGGCAAUGUGUGAGAGCAGCGGGGGCUCCUACAGAGGGGUGUCCCCAACCCUGGUGCACAACUACCCAGGUUUCCACUACCCUCUGUACGGUAAGACGGCGGGCAGGGAGGAGUCGGAGGUGACUCCACCUGGCAGAGGAGGAGCGGUGAGCGGCAAACAGAGCGGUGACUCGUCCUCGUCCUCGGCCAUGGAGCUGCUGCAGCAGCAGAGCCAUCAGUACCAUGGAAAAUCACCUGCUCCCGGCGAGAAGGGUUCCCCCGAGGGAGAAAGAGAGACAGAGCGAGAGAGGAACCACGUGUCAUUCGCCCGACACCUCCACACACACCAUCACACACACCUGGGUAUGAGCUACAACCUGAUGUCAGGACAGUACGACAUCUACCAAGGGUUGAGCUCCAGGUCGCUGGUCUCCAGUCAGCAGGUGUCAGGACACUCCUCCACUGAGAGCGAAGGGAAGAAGUAGGACCAUGUGACCACGUCUCACAUGAGGAACGGCAGAUUUAUCAGACAUCAAUUCCAUGGUGUUUAAUAAGCUUCGCCUCGCUGAGAGGCAGAGAACUUAAAUUAAAAAAAAAAAACCUCUUUCAUUUCUUACUAAUGAAACCACCUGUUUUAUAACACGUCAUCGAGGAACAGACGGAGGGACGGGAAGCAGGAUCAGGACCUCUGUACAGAUCCAGAUCACUGACUUUUGAAGCUUUCAGUUUUGCAGGAUUUUGACAAAAGCAAGCGGUGCGUACGAAACUCAACAUCCCAGAGCGCCGUGCAUCAGCCCGGCUGCAGCUGAGGCGUUCAACUUUAUAAAAUGCACAUUUAUUGUAGUGUAUUAUGAUGAUGAUGAUAUGACUGAAUGUACUGAAGAUGACUUACAUUAUCCCAAUAGUGUUGAUGUUUUUUUAUUUUAAAAACUCCUAUUGGGAAACAGCAUUAGGAAGCUAAAAAGUCUAUUACUAUCCUUAUUAUUCUCAUUCUGAUUAUUGAAGUGGUCCUCCUCCCUCCAUAGUGCUGACGCUACAUUUGUAUUACUAACCUGUACUUGAGCGUAACCAUGUUGAUUGUAUUGUCUUUAUGUGAGAGUAAACCUUCACAUCGACCUGCCCAGUGCCAUGUAGGAACCCAGUGGUGUAUAUAUUCUGUACAGAUUCAUGGCAGAGCACUAACAUGCUUUAUCGUACUCUAUGUUGAUCUCCAUCAGCGAUGCAGGGGAGCAGCGGGCGGAGCGGGGACAACCAGCAGGAACAGAGCCACAGUUUCUUUAUUAGCUGAGUGCAGCUCAAGUGAGUCAUUUAGUGACUGUUAGUCCCAGUUUGAGCCUCAUGGAAUCAGUUUUCUCUCAGUUAACUGUUGAUUCAUGUGACCAUCUCCACACCUGACAUAGCUGUGGUUAAGGUUUGGUUGGUUUUAGGCCACAGAUUGUGGAAAAGAAUUGGACGUAGCCUCCAUAGAAAAGUGAAGCCAACUCAGAAGUGCCUUAAACCUGCAGUCUUUCUAAUGGCCAGCAGGGGGCGACUCUACUGGUUUCAAACAGAAGUCCGACUGUAUAGAAGUUAAUGAGAAAAUGACUCUACUGCUCACUUGCUCUCAGUGAACAUUUUCCUAAUUAGUUUAAGGUCUCAAGUCUUCAAUAAAACACAAUGUUCAUUUUGCAAAUUAUGAUCCCAUUUAAAAUGAUACAGAGCCAUUUAAAUGAUGCUGAAGGGCGUGGCUACCCUGUGGUUAAUGGUUCACUACCAUGGAGACCUGUCAAUCAAGAUAGAGGUGCAAUGCGUAGCCUCUGCAGCUCCACCCUCUCAUCUAGUUAUUGGUCGCUUCUGGCUCCAAAAAAAAAAAACAAGAUUGCACGGCCAAAAUGCCAAAUUCGAGAUGGGUACAACCUGGUCUCAGUCCCAAUUCAUCCGAUACCAACGCUUGGUCAGUGGCCCUUGUCUUCAGAUACAGAUGCACCGAUGCAUCCUUUUAGUAUCGGUGUGAGACGCACCAGGUUUCAGCUUUUUUUGACACUCUGAGCAACUGCCACAGUCUACUUAGAAGAGGUGGGACAGAAAUGGGUCUAACAAACUCUGGACUUUCAUCCAAGAGACUGCUGUUCAUGUCCCAUGUGAAACCAAAAGUCAAUCGUGUUAGUUUAUUAACAAUGUAGUGUGCUAGUAUUUGUAGCAUACUAUGCUAGUGACAUAUGUCACGUGAUGUGACAGUAAUAACAAACGUACUUAUUUUAAACCAAACAGUGAUGUUUUUUUUAAGCCUCUGCGCCGGCCAUGACCGUGUCUGUCUGUGCCAUCCUUGUGAACAUGGUAUCUCAAGAACACGUCAAGGGAAUUUCUUUAAAUUUGGCUCAAAUGUCCACUUGGA
Messenger RNA from Epinephelus lanceolatus (giant grouper), 6760 nucleotides. RefSeq names its product zinc finger protein 608 (gene znf608). NCBI's taxonomy places the organism in Eukaryota, Metazoa, Chordata, Actinopteri, Perciformes, Serranidae. Gene Ontology annotation, cellular component: nucleus. The record is from RefSeq and is a predicted model, not a curated record. Gene Ontology annotation, biological process: regulation of transcription by RNA polymerase II.